Leguminivora glycinivorella is the source of this 1371-nucleotide messenger RNA. Its product is annotated as peptidoglycan-recognition protein LB-like. Gene Ontology annotation, biological process: peptidoglycan catabolic process. NCBI's taxonomy places the organism in Eukaryota, Metazoa, Arthropoda, Insecta, Lepidoptera, Tortricidae. Gene Ontology annotation, molecular function: zinc ion binding; N-acetylmuramoyl-L-alanine amidase activity. The transcript is spliced from 5 exons. The record is from RefSeq and is a predicted model, not a curated record. The coding region runs from base 143 to 919 and encodes 258 amino acids.
AAGCAUGUUUCUAUAGUCCCCGCCAGUUCGCUGCGUCGCUAGCUCAAAUUGUACGCGGUGGUCCAAAUUCUUUAGUGUCGAGUUGUCAAGAUAUUGGACAAGUGUGUUGGAUGGAGGAUCUGUGAUCAGUUAUUGAAAGUAUAUGUCUGAUGCGUACGAAAGUGAUUGUGAAGAACUUCCAGUGAAAACUGUAAAGAAGAAGAAUAGAAUGAGAAUUUUGGUUGCAGUUUUAUUGAUUGGAUUGAUAGGAGUGGCGGUGGCCAUUCCUACUGUAAUGUUAACUCGAAAAUCGUCCACUUCCGACCCAUCAGAGAACGAGGUUGUGACCUUCGACUUUCCGUAUGUGACCCGCUCAGAAUGGGGGGCAAGGCCGCCUGUAGAGACGCUGCCGCUUCGCACACCUGUGCCCUACGUGGUCAUCCACCAUUCCCAUACACCGAAAGCUUGCUACAACAGACAGGACUGUAUACAGGCUAUGAAGAGCAUGCAGAAUUUCCAUAUUGAUGAUCGGCAUUGGUGGGACAUUGCCUACCAUUUCGGAGUGGGCAGCGACGGAGUGGCAUACGAAGGCAGAGGAUGGCCUAUUCUUGGAGCCCACGCGCUGCAUUUCAACAAUAUCAGCAUUGGCAUCUGCGUUAUUGGCGACUGGUCAAACUCCACCCCGCCAGCAGAGCAGAUAAAAACCGUCAAAUCCUUAAUAGCAGCUGGCGUAGACCUUGGCUACAUCCAACCGAACUACAAGCUACUCGGUCACCGUCAAGUCAGGGACACUGAGUGUCCCGGUCAGACCUUCUUCGACGCAGUGAAGGUCUGGGACCACUGGUCGCCCUUCCCUGCAUCGCAUGAGGACCUGGUCAAUGUACCGGAGCUUAGUGAGGAGUUUAGGAAGGAAUAUAAUAAAACGAUUAACGCAGUUUGAUGUUACCUUUAGUGCCUGUCCCACUACGAAUAAGAGUCGCACUAAAACAGCAGAGAUUGGCAAUCAGAACAUCUGGAAAUAUCAUCAAUAAUGUGACUAAUAUAUGAAAAUAUGAUGGAUUAUGCCAGUCGUUACAACCAUCGAAAACCAGUUAAGACGCUACAGCAGCGAAAAUGCUAAAAUGGAAAGGAGCCCCCCCUUUCAAUUUGGGAAUUUUAGUCAAAUUUACUAGUGCUAUUAAUUAGAAUUAUCGAAAAAAAAAACAUUAAGAACAACUCAGUUAAAAGAUAUUGCGAAAAAAUCUUUAAAAUCGAGGUUCCGCUCUCGACUGUUUCCUCCUUCGAAACAUAAUCAAUGGGAACGAAAUUUGGGAAUCUGAACAAAAAUAAAAUGAUCUGUGUCAGACCGUUUACUUUUUUUGGCUAAUUGUUACCAAUCUUGAGUAUCACACC